CCUCCAUGUAAACUACUAACCAAGUCUCAAAGAGAUCAAAAUUCAAUCCCGUUCGGAGAGAGAGGAAAAAAGAGAGAGGGAGAGUGAGGGAGAGAGAGAGAGAGAGAGAGAGAGAGAGAGAGAGAGAGAGAGAGAGAAAUGACGUUAUUUGAAUAUGUGCCCAAAAUCCUUAAUGAAUAACUUAGGACGGGUAGGAGGCAAAUGCUGCCCCAGCUGUUUCCUGUUGAAAAUGUCUGUGUAAUGUAGAUAAAUGUGAGGGAUUUUCUCUCUAAAUCCGUCUCCUGUUCUCUAAAUCUCACUUCUCCAAAACGAGCCUGCGCAAUGGAACAAAGUCGGAAUAUUGAGAUGUGACAUUGCCCGCAUCUCAUCCUCUUUCUCCCCGUUUUUAAUGACUUCAAACAAGUUCAUUUUCGCCGGACUUAGUCUUGCGGAGACCCGUGGGGAUGUCUAGCGCUCAUUCCUCUCAGUGGCAUUUAUGUGAUGUCCUCAAGGGUGCGAUGUGCUGUAUCUCCUGCGGCCACACCCUCUCACUACUGCUGUGCGUCCUCACCCUGACUCCGACGGCUACAGGGGCGGGCCCCGAGACCCUGUGCGGGGCCGAGCUGGUCGACACGCUGCAGUUUGUCUGUGGAGAGAGAGGCUUUUAUUUCAAUAAACCAGCGGGCUAUGGCACCAGUUCGAGGCGGUCAAGGGGCAUCGUGGAUGAAUGCUGCUUCCAAAGCUGUGAGCUGCGGCGCCUGGAGAUGUACUGUGCACCUGCCAAGACUAACAAGGCAACUCGCUCUGUGCGCGCUCAGCGCCACACAGACAUGCCCAGAGUGCCUAAGGUUAGUGCCGGGGGACAGAAGGCGGACAAGGGCACAGAGCGUAGGACAGCACAGCAGCCAGACAAGACAAAAAACAAGAAGAGACCUUUACCUGGACAUAGUCAUUCGUCCUUCAAGGAAGUGCAUCAGAAAAACUCAAGUCGAGGCGGCACCGGGGGCAAAAAUUACAGAAUGUAGGGAAGGAGCCAAUGGACAAAUGACCAACGACUCGGGAAGAGAUAAGGGAGUGGCCUUACCUGGUACCCCCUGUGGAAUGGUUCACUGUAAAACAAAACAGAGAAGAUGCUAACAAUGGCCUCAAACACUCUUCAAAAUGAUUGAAACCUGAGAGCUUAGUGGUGUUUAAGGGUUUGAUUAGGGAUCUUGUGAUUAUUUUAUACACUGCACCAUUCCAUAUUGGGAGGAAUUCUUUGUUAACACAAUGUAACAGACUAGUUUAGCUGCUGAGACACGAACAAGAGCUUAUUAUACCUCCUUGUGUGAGCUGCAGCAACCCCUGGCUACGAGAAACGUGGGAACAAAUCUGGGCUUCAGCCAGAUAGAGAACAGCAGGCUGUGGUUGGGAAUAAGGGGUCUUUCUUGUCCCCUGAACUUUGUGGAGGUAAAUCCUUUUGCUACAAGUGAGUGGAUCCGUUCCCUCCUUUGGUAAAACAGGAUAUUUUGUCACAAACACAUUUAACAGUUAUUACCCCUGUUCAGAAAUGAGCUUUUACCUUCAGAGUUUCUUUUUAAAGCACCAUGUAUUACUGUGGAUAUUGAAAUGUGUAAAAAUAUGAUUUUUAAAGGACGAAAACCAGGUGGUUCAUCAUCAUACUUUAAACAUUGUUGCUAAUUUCACGUUCAGCCCAAGUCAAAUUGGAACAAGAGGGUAAGAGACCAGUCAAAAUACCCUCUGAGACACAGGAAGUGUUGAGGACCCAAUGACUUGGGUUGACGAUCCCAACACUUCUGUUGCAACAGAUGAAGCAUGAUUUUUGAGAGGAUUCAAAAGGUACAGAGCGUAUUAUACAAAAACAAGCUUGUGGCUUUCGCUGUUUUCAAAAGCAGAAAAACAGAUUAGGUAGGAAAAAAAAUUGAAAUUGAUUUUUUUUUCCCUCCCUUCGGACUGGUGUUGCAUAACCUUGUUUGGUUGUCAGAAAUGGGUCAUUCAGAGAAUUCAUUCAAAGUCCAUUUGGCAUAAAUUAGUGGAGAAGGCAAAAAUGUUUAUUGACCGCGUCCUUUUUCACAUGUCAACAUCUUUGCCAGAUAUGAUUGUUGCCAACUGUCUAGUUAGCCAGUGAUCAACAUCUCAUUUUGAAUGGAGAGAUGCAUUCAAGGUUCAGCACAAAUCAAGAAAGUUUAGUCCCAGUUUCCUUAAAAUAACCUGCAACGAUAAGGAGACGUAUUGCUCUCAAAUCUGUCAGUAUUGUAGCUUAAAGCAAUAGAUGAAGAGGUUGUGACAAUAGCCACAUGAAUGGGGAAGCUUCAUAACAGGUCAGUCUUUGCCCGUAAAAUGUAGUUUGUUUAGGGAGGCUGAGAACUUUGCAACUCUAUAAUCUGACGCGAUCGCAAAAGUACAACAAGAAGACACAGCAUCCGUGGCAAAGUCCACCGCAGAAACACGCACAUUUAACAGUUUGGUAAAUAUUGCCCGUAAAAAUGACAAGUUCACCUGGGCCUGUGAGAUACGGACACACAUACCAGUACACAAAUACACACACAAAACCCUCACAAUGUAAAUGAAAGUUGUGCAAAUAUGAGCAAGGGUCAAAACAAAUGCUAAUUCUAAGAAGUCACGGGGACUAACAGUAACUGCUUUUUGUUUGAUCCUCCGUGAAAUCGCCCAAGACAACUCAUCUAUGUCUCUGGCUCCUUUACCUGUGUAUAAUCAAACAGUACUCCCAUUAUGUUAACCUAUGCAUUACUACCAUUCAUUGUACAUGAUGGUUUCAUAUAACAAAACUGUAUUAAGAAUCCUAUCCACUGUAUAAUGGUGCUAUUUUAUAGUUUGUUACUUGCAAAAGAUGGCAAAGACAGACAGAUGGCAGGGCUUACAUUGGAGGUCUUCCCUUUUGCACAGCCUUGUGGCCACCAUUUUAAUAGUGUUUUUAUUUGUAAGCUUUCAGUAAGAUAGUAGUGUAAGCGAGUAAAUGUAUCUGUGCGAAAUCUGUGAAUGCAUGGAGAACAAAAAAAAAGGAAAAAAAAAAGAAAAAAAUAAUAUACAAUGUUGUGGUCCCAAGAAGGCAAAAUGCUAUUUUUUCUACUGUUUUUAAAUUAUUUUCUCAAUAUAGAUCCCUUAUGCCAAAUAACUUGACAAAAGUACUGUGAACUAUGAUUCUUUCAAUUGUAUUGAGAUUGUUAAAAGUCAUGGUGUGCUUUUGUCUGUCCGGAGGUGUGUGUGUUUAUGUGUGUGUCUGUGUGUGUACAAACACCUCCCCGGAAGCCAAAGUACUGAAUAUUAAUACAACUCAAAGCGAGACUAUGCAACUUUUGCUGAACUCCAAAUAACAUACUGACAAGACAUAAAUAAAGGAGAAUCAUUAAACUAACCUUUCAAAUUGAUUAUUUUCUACAUCAGAGCAUUUAAAUUUCACACAUCAAAAUCAUCAUUAACAUACUGGAGCUCAUACUACACUGAACCGCCAGAUAUUAACACCUCACCGAUUAAAACAAUGCCAAAUGAACAUGCUGAAAUGGUAACAACAACAAAAAAUUAACAUGAUUUUACAGACAAGAUUUAAAAAAACAAAAAAACAAGUAAGUCUGAGGUUCCUGCCUUCUUGUCAGUUGUUUCUGUGCACCCAUGUCACUCAUUCAUCAGUCCAUGUAUUCCUAUGGGAACCUUUGUAAUCUCUGACAUAGUUAAGAAACUCCUAAUCCUUCUGUUUUUGCAUCCUGUGCAUGGGGGGGGGUCUUAUAACGAGCAGUUUUUUGAAAAACGCACUUAUUGUACAUGUCUCACUCUUUGGUGAAGAUGCAUAGACUGCAAGUGAAGGCUGUUAGUUCCUAUCCAUGACAACAAUGAGUUAGUGUUAGCGACAUUAGGUCUGUUAGCACUGUCAUCGAGCUAACCCAUCCAUUAAGUCUUCACAAGAGCCUUUUUUUCUGAGCACUUUUGAAAUGAUCUCAUUGAAGAAGAUAGAGGGUACUUAGCCGUUAACAACUUGCAAAAUGUGCAAAAAGCCCUUUAUGUAUUUUAUGUUCACUUCAUGCACCUUUUACAGUCACUGAUAUGGGGAAAUGUGGCUAAUGUUACUCAUUAUAGUUACACAGUAUCAGUCUUUAGAGGAAUAAAAGUGUUCAAACAUAAACUAAUUCACUGUUUUGGUAGGUCUAACAUGCAAAGAACAUAACAUUAAACAAGUCACUGUCAUAUAUUUAAGUAGGUUAGCUUAGUUUAGCAUAAAAACAGCAAGAAACUGUUUGCAUGGCCUUUUCCCACUUUGACAUAACCCACCAACGAGCAGCAAAGAUAACAGAAUGACACUGAAACCUCAUCUCAAAACCACACAAAUACAACUCAUUUUUCAUACUUACUGUAGAUAUAAAAUAAGGCUCCAAAAUCUUUUUGUUCAGGUUCUUGCUAAGUGAAUGAGCCACUUGUUUCCUGGUCCGAGUUCAUGGGCUGCCUCCUUUAAAGGCUGUUUGUGUUGAAGUGGAAUAAGAUUUAAGAUUAACUUUGAGAUUUCUGGCUCCUUUUUAUGAGACAUGAGAAACUAAUGCUGUCAGUUCUAGAUGAACUUCAACAGGAAGUUCUCCAAAAGCUAGAAAGUUUCAUUUCACCAAUCCUCAGUUCAGCCUCUGCAGUCUUCAAACAUGUCUUCCUGGCCGGCUUCUUUCCCAUCCAGGACCAUGUAAUUUCCGUUUCGGUUUAACACUUGGCGCAUGUUCAAAUGCCAGGUAUUACAAACAACUUGGUGCAGCCACUAGUGUACUCGGUGAUAGUGAAGAAAAACAGCAUUGUUCAACUGAAAAACCUGUAUUGAAAGUUAAACAUUUUCAUUUUACAGGGCUGUUUUCAUCUACAAAAUGGGGUCGAAGCAUAAAUGAAAAACAACAAUUAAGCAUUAUAAAAAUAUAGAAACGAGACAGUUUCACCAAUUCUCACUGUAGGGAGUGUUUAAAACUUUGCAUUGUGACGCUACAAAAGUUGCAUGGUCUCACAUCAGGAGUAAGCCAGGAUUUCAAUUGAUCUUGUCCAGAGCAUUUGCUUGCAGUUGUCCAAAUUAAAAGUGGAAGUUGUGUUUUUUCUCUCCUUUGUCCAAAGUUCAUAAGCAGGACCACACUUGAAAUGCCGUAGCCCGGCCAGCUAUUCCCAUUCACUCUCCAGCUGCAGUGGUACAGGGGAGGGAUUUUUAAGCGAAGGAGCGUCCAAGAGCCACAAUCAAAAACUCCAGAAUUACUAAUUACACCUCGGAUCAACAAGUUUUUACCGUAAAAAACGACAACAGUCAUUCACUGGCAUUCCUACUUACAUUAUACCAUUUUGGAUGUCUUUUGUCGAGACCAAUCUGGUUGCUGCUCCACCUGCAUCACAGGUGUCUCCGAUUGGUUGCGUACCUAUCCGAUGGCGUCUAGAGACAUCCACUGGUAUUGUCCCCUGCAAAGUAAAAUUCUAUCUAAACGAACCAGACUGAUUCUUUGUAUUGAACAGGGAAAUUUACAGGAUUGCUGGUCAGGCCAGAAAUACCAGCCAUCCUGUCUGAAAAUGCCCACCUGUGACUCCCCACCUUCUUCUUUCUUAAAUGUCCAGAAGUUGCUGCUGAACCCAAACAAGCCCCCAACUGAUGCCUUUUUCCUCACUUCUCGUGAAUAUUAUGAGAAGUAAGGUAUAUAAGGUACACAUACCUUCCUCCUCAUUGUUACAUAAUCAGGUAACAAUAUUUGGCAUCUUCUUAACGUUGUGGUCCUUGCUCGUGAGCUCUGAUGAACUCAUUUAAAAGUGUGACUGUUUUGUUUUUUUUAUUCUUCCACAUUUAGGUUUUAAAAUUUUGACUUUUUACUGUUUGUUUUAAGAGUCUAUUUAUCCUGGCGAUAAAUUCAACUAAAAGACGGUUGAAGACCAUUCUGAUCCUCCAAGUUUUUCAAAUAAGCAGUACAAACCAAAGACUUUUUGAUGGAAAAGAAUCAUCACUCAACGUUGUUAUCUCGCCAUAAAAUAAGCCAAUCACCGGAUGGAUCGUAAACGUCAGAAGACGCCAUCCCUGUCUCAACUGCACUGCAUCUACAAUAUACCCCUUUGCAAACUUUUAUUCUGGUACCUGAAAUGGAGCUAUAGUAGAAAGUGAACAUGCAAAAUAAAGCUGAAUCAUUCGAUCAUUUCAGUCUGUCAGUCGUUUUGAAGUAAUCAAUAAUGUGUAGAACGCAGGGGAGCGAGUCCUCCAUGACUCCCAGAGGUGUUUCAAUGAGAAAGUAUCAUUUCCUGAAGCUCACUGUCCAAUAAACUGUUUGAUUACAGCAAUGUUAUUUAUGGUGCUCGAUUGCCUUCUGUAGAAAAAAUAAAUAAAUACUGACAAACUGUUCACCAUUCCUGUUGAAUAAACCACUUGUCAACAUCACAGAAA
Messenger RNA from Cololabis saira (Pacific saury), 6370 nucleotides. RefSeq names its product insulin-like growth factor 1 (gene igf1). The transcript has 5 exons. The record is from RefSeq and is a predicted model, not a curated record. Bases 444 to 1004 code for a protein of 186 amino acids. Gene Ontology annotation, molecular function: growth factor activity; hormone activity. Gene Ontology annotation, cellular component: extracellular region. NCBI's taxonomy places the organism in Eukaryota, Metazoa, Chordata, Actinopteri, Beloniformes, Belonidae.